This is a messenger RNA of Medioppia subpectinata, 301 nucleotides long. The record is from the annotation of a GenBank genome assembly. NCBI's taxonomy places the organism in Eukaryota, Metazoa, Arthropoda, Arachnida, Sarcoptiformes, Oppiidae.
AUGAUCAUUGGUAUAUUUGUGCUGACCAUGGUCUUUUGGCUGGUUAUUGAGAUUGUUCAUUUAAGGGACCGCAAAAUAUUACAUAUUGAGCUCCAGAAGAAUAAAAUGGAUGGCGUUAUAGAUGUGCAACGAUUGGCUGAUAUAAAUAAUAAAAAUCUUGGUAGUAGUAAUCAGUCGGCUAGUAAACCAUUAUUAAUUAGUAAUAAAUUAAAUAAUAAUGACCAUGAUAUCAAGCUGGAAAUAAUCAGUGAGGCUAGUGAUUCCGAAGCAGAGACCAAGGGUUAAUGAAAACACAACUUGG